AUGACCAAAUUGGAGCAGAUGAUGGUCAACAUGAUGACAACUAUGAGGACACAAGGGAAUCCUGAGCGUACACCAGAUGUUCCUGUACAAUCAGACCCUCUUUAUCCUCCUAGAUUCUGCUUGCAUUGGCCUACUCCUCCAACCUUGGCAAUUGGUGACAAGGACCAAGUUGUGAUCGAUUCUACUCCUGCUCGACAAACACAUCAGAGUCAACAAAAUAAGACAUGGGAAGAUAAGUUUUAUCGGCUAGAGCGCACAAUCCAAAAUCUAAAAGGAGUUGAGGAUCAAAUCAUUGACAUUGAGGGAUUAUGUUUUUUCCCCCAUGCUAUACUCCCAGAUAAGUUCAAGUGGAAAUCUGAUAAAAUUGAUGAUAGAGGAGAUCCUCAUACCCACUUGAGGUCUUUUAUUGGUCAGCUGAAGUCCCGAGGUUUUACAGAUGAACAGUUGGGGCAAACUUUUCAAUUUUCAUUGACCGGCGCUGCUCAUCGUUGGUUAAUGGCUCUAGAUCCAUCUUCAAUCCAUACUUGGGAAGAUAUGAUGAAGGCUUUUUCCCGCCAGUAUUCCUACAAUACUGAGGUGGAACUAACCCGACGAGAGUUAGAGACAACAAGGUUACUUUCUGAUGAAGGGUUCACUAGCUACCUAAAAAGAUUCCGUGACAAGGCCGGUCAGAUGUGGGACCGACCCAGUGAGCGAGAGCAGGUCGGUAUGCUUAUGAAGGGGUUGCGGCAUCCAUACCGCACAUACAUAUUUAGACAAGGCAUCACCACUUUUGAUAGCUUGAUUGUUGCUGGCCAGCAGGUUGAAAAUGCAAUCCAUGAUGAGAAUCUCCCACAAGGUAGUAGAUAUCAAAUAGGUUCGCCAAAAGCUAGCAAUAGCUCGAGACCCCCUCAGCCAGGAAUUCCAGGAGUUAAUACAAUGGCAGCUGUCGCUCCCCCGUCUCCAGCCUCAUCCCUGAGGCCAUCACUACGGACAUUGGGGCAAAACAUUACUUGUCCUCCCCGUCAUCCUAGAAGGCAAUUUACGAAUCUAGGAAUGCCCUUGGGGACACUCUUUAGCGGUUUGCUAGAAGCCGAUUUGAUUGAGAAGGCAGAACCCAUACCUCUUUCGGAACCAAAACCAAAGUGGUGUGACCUAGACUUAUUCUGCCAUUACCAUGAUCAGAAGGGUCAUGCAACCGACAAUUGUACCAAUCUCCAACAUGCAGUGCAAGACUUGUGGGAUGCGAAGAAGUUUGAACUCCGUCCCAAGCAGGAUAAGUAG
This is a messenger RNA of Telopea speciosissima, 1263 nucleotides long. RefSeq lists its product as uncharacterized. NCBI's taxonomy places the organism in Eukaryota, Viridiplantae, Streptophyta, Magnoliopsida, Proteales, Proteaceae. The record is from RefSeq and is a predicted model, not a curated record. The transcript has a single exon. The coding region runs from base 1 to 1263 and encodes 420 amino acids.